AUGUCUCCUGUGGGCAUGGAGAAUACUCCCGCAGAUAACAACUCCUCCAUUUCAACAUGGAUAGCCUUUGAGCCCGCAGAAGCCAAGCCUCGUACAAGUCAAGGCUAUGGCAAAAACAGCAGCGUCAAGCGCAAACAGGUGCGGGCGGCGGCGGCGGUGUCAAGCACAUCUAUCCGACUGGCGACGAUGAGGCGACGGCGAGAAGAUGAGCCAAAAUGUGGGAUGCAUGUCUGGAAAUCCACGGCUACGAACAAACUACUUCAGAACACUUCCCUAGCAAGCAAAGCGUUCGAAACACAUCUAUGGACGCGAAUGACACUCAGUCAGGACCUCCACGCCGUGGCCAUGUUCCUCGGCUCUACCGAGGCCAAAAUGAUCGGUCUCGCUGAGUAUGGGGUUCAACUACGAACAACGCCACUCUUCUUACGGGGUACUGCUCUGCUGUGUAUGCACUUGACUUCUAUGAAAAUACUGCACCCCCCCGAGGAGCUAAGCCCCGCUGAAGGAUCAUGUGCUCCGUAUGAUCCCCGUGGUAGUUUUGCAAUAUGCCUAAGCGCUCUUGCAGGUUGGGAGAAGAUCUACGGCGAUCCGGAUGGAUAUUCCGCGCACUUGAAAGCUCUCAGAGCCAUCGAUCAGCCCGAGAUGAAAGUAGACGCCGAAAAGUCGCGAACCCUGACCUCAAAACAGGCCCAGGACGACUCGGAUGCCUCCGACCGCCGGAUCUUCGACGUCCUCUACUCCAUGACAUCGACCAUCCAGAGACGCUCAAGUGAGAUUGGAGCUUCAGUAUCAUCAGAUGGAUUGUUCACAAUUGACCAUCAUCUGGAUACGAUGAAAACCAUGACUGGAGCGGCUUUGACACUCGACUACAGCAUAUACAAUCUCCACCGACACGACACGCGCUCUCUACUUUUCAUAUUGAGCAGAAUCGCGAACCUCGACCUCACAAAUGGUUGGCCAGUCUUGUACGAGCCAGGUAUUCUUAUCAUUUCAUGGCGAAUGAAGCGCGAGCCUCCACAAUCUUGGGCCGGAAGACUAUCGCACGAAGAUCUUGAGGAUCUUGCCCUCUACCAUAUGAGGGCUGCGAUGGUGAGUGUGCUAAUAGCCUGGACGUACGCUAUUGGUGUUGCACAUCGCGACGUCAGAUAUUUCCUUGCCUCGGAAUCAGCGGACGCCCAUUACUUGUACUGCACAGGGCUCGAGACGUAUCCCCUAUUUGGAACUCCGUUUGAAGAAGCGGCGCUAUGGAGUCUCUUCAUCAUUACCGCCACAGCUGACCCCAAAUUCUGGAAGGAAUCAACCCUGGACGUCCUACGGAGAUUGAUCUGUAGCUCGCACAACUACAUACGCAGUUUUGAUGCACUAGAAAAGGUUCUUCGAAAGUACGCAUAUCGGGAGGUCGUGCAUCAAAAGAACUGUUUGGCGCUUUGGAAGGCGGUUAUGGAAGAUCAGACUCCUGGGCUCGAUGUAGGGCUGAGAACGCUGAAUAUGACACUGGCAGACUUGAAAAUAUGA
Messenger RNA from Ramularia collo-cygni, 1515 nucleotides. RefSeq lists its product as uncharacterized. The record is from RefSeq and is a predicted model, not a curated record. NCBI's taxonomy places the organism in Eukaryota, Fungi, Ascomycota, Dothideomycetes, Mycosphaerellales, Mycosphaerellaceae. Bases 1 to 1515 code for a protein of 504 amino acids. The transcript is spliced from 6 exons.